Molecule: messenger RNA, 1713 nt
Organism: Paramecium tetraurelia
Lineage: Eukaryota; Ciliophora; Oligohymenophorea; Peniculida; Parameciidae
Exons: 6
Biological process (GO): autophagosome organization; peptidyl-serine phosphorylation; autophagy
Cellular component (GO): autophagosome; cytoplasm
Molecular function (GO): protein serine/threonine kinase activity; ATP binding
Source: RefSeq, a predicted model, not a curated record
AUGCAAUAAAUUCCUAGAAUUCAAAUUAGUCAUUUUAGUUAUUUACAAUCUGAUUUAAUUGGUUCGGGCUACAAGAGUCAAGUAUACAAAGGAGUGAAUGAUUUGAAUGGAGACUUGGUAGCAAUAAAGGUGUGCAACAUGAAAUAACUAACAAAUGAAGUUGAGUUGAUGCUGCUCAAUUAGGAAAUCUAUGCGUUGGGAUUGCUGGAUUCUCCCAACAUCAUUAAGAUGUAUCAAUGCAUUCGUUCGCAAUCAAACACCUACAUAAUAACUGAGUUUUGCAAUCAAGGGGAUCUCGCCUAAUUGAUUGAGAGGAAAAAUCAUCUGCAAGAAAACGAGGCCACCCAGCUAUUCAAAUAAAUUAUCACCGGUUUUUUGGAACAAACCAGAAAAGGUAUAAUUCAUAGAGAUAUCAAACCCUCAAACAUUCUGUUAAGCAAUGGCAUACCAAAAAUAGCAGACUAUGGAUUUUCUAAAAUAAUGAAUGUUCAAGAGAAAGUGUAUUACAAUGUUGGUACAACACUAUAUAUGAGCCCAUAGGCUUUGAUGGAUAAUUAAUACUCCGAAAAAAGUGACAUUUGGAGCAUUGGCAUAAUGUUUUAUUAAACUCUCUGCGGUUGCACUCCCUGGGUAGCUGAGACAGAGAAAGAAUUUAUUAAAUUAAUUACCACCACUCCCAUUCAAUUCCCAAAAAAGAUUCUAUUGUCACCCCACGCCAAAGAUUUCAUCAUCAAGUGUUUGCAAGUAGACAUGAACAAAAGAUUCUCAGCAAAUCAACUGCUCGAUCACCCUUUAUUUAAUGAAAAACCUAGAUUGCUAUAAAUUAGUGGAUCCUUCCACAUUACAAGAGGACAAACACAAUACUAAUAAUAGCAAAAGGACAAUGAAUGGAAGCGAAGGCUCAGUCCUCGAGAGGUAAUUGACAGAAAUUACAACAACAAUUAUUUCAAUCAUCCUCUAAAGCCAUAAUUUUCCAUUCAAAAUCCAACUAAAGACUUUCUCCAAAAUGAUUUAAUUCUAUAGAACAUUUUUUAUUUACUAAAACUCAUUCUCAGAGUAGCCAAAUUAAUAGAUCACUUUGAUUUUUUUAAUUAGAAUUGCUUAUAAGAGAAAAUACUCUACUUUAUGAUCAAGCAUGCCCUAUUUAAGACUAAGCAAUUCAAAUUAAUGAUAGAUUCAAACAUCAACACUUUAGGAUUAGUCAAUUUCCAUCAAUAUACCCUAAAUACUGAUCUCAAAAAAUAAUACAGCACUGAAAUCAAUGAGUUUUAACAUAACUUUACAAGAUCUUUUGAAAGAUUGUGGAUGAGAGUUCAGGAUAAUCAAAAUAUCUACAAGAUCCUUAUUCAAGAUUAAAAAUUUGCAGCUGUUUUCGAUAGAAGUGAAUUAGAAGUACUUUCUCAUUAUGUUUUGAUGUUGCCAGUAUUAAAAUAGGCCAUCUAUGAACUCAGGACAGUUUUGUCAAUCAAAUUAAAUCUUUACACUGAUUUUUAGAUUCCUGAACCUAGGGAAGAAGCUGCCAUCAUAUUAUUGGAUUACCUUGUCCUUUAUAGUCAGAUUUGCGAUAAUAUCGCUUAGAAUUUGGACAACUUCACAUAUCGAAUUACUUAGUUUUAAUUGAAAAAAGUUGUAGAAACAAAGCCGAUUAAUAAUAACAAAUGUAAAUACAGAGAUAUUUGCAAGUAGAUUGGAAAUUUACAAUUAAUGCUGUGA